Molecule: messenger RNA, 8628 nt
Organism: Saccostrea echinata
Lineage: Eukaryota; Metazoa; Mollusca; Bivalvia; Ostreida; Ostreidae
Product: mucin-22-like
Exons: 15
Coding region: 1-8616 (2871 amino acids)
Source: RefSeq, a predicted model, not a curated record
AUGACUGAGUUUUUCGGAGCUGACUUCCGAAUUCUUUUAAUUUGCCUGUUUGGAGUGAUAUCAGUAAAAAGCACAGAAUUAUGUAAACAACCCAUUGCCAAAAACAGUAACUUAACUGCCUCUAGUGAAUAUGGGAAAAAGGACAGCAAACACGUGUACGGGGCUGAGAGGGGGUAUCUGGACACCAAGGAGGAGAUAAUCAAUGGAAUAACGGAAAUUGGAGGCUGGGCAGCGGCCAUUAAUGACCACAAUCAGUACAUUCAGGCAACAUUUUCAAGACCCCAUUUAGUACGUGAUGUCAUUACUCAAGGGCGGCAUGGAUGCUGCAAACAGUGGGUAACGACUUAUACAGUGCAGUACAGCUACGACUGCAAGCAAUGGAAAACAGUCGGAGGAGUGAAUGCAACGGUUUUCCAAGGUAAUAUCGACGAAGACAGCAAAGUUACAAAUCACUUGCCAUGUCCAGUAUGGGCAAGAUGUGUUCGACUUCUACCUAAAACCUGGAAUCAACAUAUUGCGAUGAGGCUUGAAUUUUUGGGAUGUCCCAUCAAAAUGCCAAGCUCCCCUUCAAACCCUUCCACUGGAAAGAGUACAACAACGUCCACUACCCUACCCGUUACUCCAUACAGACUUCCAACAGGAGUAGCGUCAAAUUACAACCCCCUUGAUCCAAAGGACUGCAAACGGUCACUCCUGGCCUACAGCUGCAGCGUGCCGAUAAUUCGUCAGCACUGCAAACAUUCUUGUGCAAAUACAUCAGUACUAACGACCAGUGCUACCACAACAAAUGCAAACCAGACGAUAGCAACAACUGGUGGAAGCAUGACUUCAUCGAAUCAAACAGGAAAUACUUUCUCUUCUGCUUCCUUUCCAACAUCCUCACCGAGUGGAUCAACCAAUAUACUUACCAAAGUACCUAGCCAGGGCAUUCGCCUCCCUAAUACACCGCAAUGUGACGAGUACCUUGUUUCUGGGUCGAGUCCCGUACCGGACAAUCACAUCAAUGCUACUAGUGAGUACGGGGCAGCCGACCCCAAACACGACUACAGUGCCCCCAGGGCACGGAUCAACAACACAGAAGUCAAAACACCGCACGGGGUCACACAGAUGGGGGCCUGGGUCGCAAAAGUUUUGGAUAAAAACCAAUAUAUACAGGUAGAAUUGAACAAGAUAAGCACAAUCAAGGCCAUUGUGACAAAAGGACGUGACGGUUGCUGCAAACAGUGGGUAACAAAGUAUUCGAUAAUGUACAGCAUAGAUGGAAAACACUGGAGCAAAUAUGGUCCACAGACAGCGCAUGUUUUCAAGGGUAAUUCUGACGAAAACACACCAGAGAUCAACACCUUACAAUCCCCAAUACAGGCAAAAUAUGUAAAGCUACAUCCCUUGGAAUGGAGUCAUCAUAUAGCAAUGCGAUUUGACUUGAUCGGCUGUGCAAGUACACAGCAGACAACAAUCUCCUUACCUGUUUCUACACAAUUAACAAUGUCCACCACCAGAACCUCAUCAGGAAACACAUCCUAUCAAUCAUCAACUCUACAGUCAACAACACCCACAGUUGUAUUAACUGCAUCCUCCAACACCAGUGGACUAACUUCUGUAUCUUCAAUUACAACAGCUAGUUCCUCAACAAUCGUUGGAUCAUCUGGAAUACAGACAACUGCGCCCACUAUUACAUCAGGGCAAUCUACAGGAUCCUCCAUCACAAAUACACAAACAACUGGAUUUUCAGUAUCAACAGGACCAACAAAUGCAACCUCUGUUACAAUGGGUCAAACCACUUCUAUCACAAGGCAAACCACAGGAUCUUCAGUCACAACAGCACAAACAUCAGCACCCACAGUCCUGACAGGACAAAUCACAAGCUCUUCAGGAACAGCAGGACUCACAACCACACCUUUUGUCACAACAGGACAAACUACCAGAUCUUCAGUCACAACCGCACAAACCAUAGGAUCUUCAGUCACAUCUAAUCCUACAGUCACACUAUCUACAACAGCACAGACAACUACACGCUCUGUCACAACAAUACAAACCUCAGGCUCCUCAGCCACAGCAACACAGACAUCUCCAUCCUCAGUUACAAUAGGUCAAACCACAGGAUCAUCAGUCCAAAUAGCACAAACAACAGGAUCUUCAGUCACAACAUCAAAACCUACAGGAACUUCAUCUACAAUAUCACAGACAACUACAUCUGUCACAACAUCACCAACAUCAGGAUCUUCAAUCAUAACAGGGCAACCCUCAAGCUCAUCUGCCACAACACAGACAUCACCAUCCUCUGUCACUGUCACAACAGGUCAAAAUACAGGAUCAUCAAGCCAAACAACACACACAUCAGGAUCUUCUAUAUCAACAGUAUUUUCUACAGGCACAUCAUCCUCAACAUCGCAGAUAUCUACACCUUCUGUAACAACAGGACAAACAGCAGGAUCUUCUUUAACAACAGGACAAGCAACAGGAUCUUCUGUCAUAACAGGACAAACAGCAGGAUCUUCUUUUACGACAGUAAAUACUACAGGAACCUCAUCCUCAAAAUCACAGACAGCUUCACUUUUUGUAACAACAGGACAAACCAAAGGGUCCUCAGUUACAACAGGACAAACAACAGGAUCUUCUUACAUAACAGGACAAACAGCAGGAUCUUCAUUAACAACAGUUAACUCUAAAGGCACCUCUUUCGCAACACCACAGACAACUACACCUUUUGUAACAACAGGACAAUCCACAGGGUCUUCCAUAACAUCAGGACAAACAACAGGAUCUUCCAUCACAACAGGACAAACUACAGGAUCUUCAGUCACAACUGCACAAACCAUAGGAUCGUCAGUCACAUCUAAUCCUACAGUCACACUAUCUUCAACACCACAGACAACUGCAUCCUCUGUCACAACAGCACAAACCUCAGGCUUUUCAGCCACAGCAACACAAACAUCUCCAUCCUCGGUUACAAUAGGUCAAACCACAGGAUCAUCAGUCCAAAUAGCACAAACAACAGGAUCUUCAGUCACAACAUCAAAACCUACAGGUACUUCAUCUACAAUAUCACAGACAACUACAUCUGUCACAACAUCACCAACAUCAGGAUCUUCAGUCAUAACAGGGCAACCCUCAAGCUCAUCAGCCACAACACAGACAUCAUCAUCCUCUGUCACUGUCACAACAGGUCAAAAUACAGGAUCAUCAAGCCAAACAACACACACAUCAAGAUCUUCUAUAACAACAGUAAAUUCAACAGGCACCUCAUCCUCAACAUCUCAGAUAGCUACAUCCUCUAUAACAACAGGACAAACAGCAGGAUCUUCUUUAACAACAGGCAAAGCCACAGGAUCUUCUUUCACGACAAGACAAACAGCAGGAUCCUCUUUUUCAACAGUAAAUACUACAGGCACCUUAUCCUCAAAAUCACAGACAACUACAGCUUUUGUAACAACAGGGCAAUCCACAGGGUCUUCCAUCACAACAGGACAAACUACAGGAUCUUCAGUCACAACCGCACAAACCAUAGGAUCUUCAGUCACAUCUAAUCCUACAGUCACACUAUCUACAACAGCACAGACAACUGCACCCCCUGUCACAACAAUACAAACCUCAGGCUCCUCAGCCACAGCAACACAGACAUCUCCAUCCUCAGUUACAAUAGGACAAACCAUAGGAUCAUCAGUCCAAACAGCACAAACAACAGGAUCUUCAGUCACAACAUCAAAACCUACAGGAACUUCAUCUACAAUAUCACAGACAACUACACCUGUCACAUCAUCACCAACAUCAGGAUCUUCAGUCAUAACAGGGCAACCCUCAAGCUCAUCUGCCACAACACAGACAUCAUCAUCCUCUGUCACUGUCACAACAGGUCAAAAUACAGGAUCAUCAAGCCAAACAACACACACAUCAAGAUCUUCUAUAACAACAGUUAAUUCAACAGGCACCUCAUCCUCAACAUCGCAAAUAGCUACAUCCUCUGUAACGACAGGACAAACAGCAGGAUCUUCUUUAACAACAGGACAAGCAACAGGAUCUUCUGUCACAAGAGGACAAACAGCAGGAUCUUCUUAUUCAACAGUAUAUACUACAGGCACCUUAUCCUCAAAAUCACAGACAACUACAGCUUUUGUAACAAAAGGAAAAUCCACAGGGUCUUCCAUCAUAACAGGACAAACAACAGGAUCUUUCAUCACAACAGGACAAACCAUAGGAUCUUCAGUCACAUCUAAUCCUACAGUCACACUAUCUACAACAGCACAGACAACUACACGCUCUGUCACAACAAUACAAACCUCAGGCUCCUCAGCCACAGCAACACAGACAUCUCCAUCCUCAGUUACAAUAGGACAAACCACAGGAUCAUCAGUCCAAACAGCACAAACAACAGGAUCUUCAGUCACAACAUCAAAACCUACAGGCACUUCAUCUACAAUAUCACAGACAACUACAUCUGUCACAACAUCACCAACAUCAGGAUCUUCAGUCAUAACAGGGCAACCCUCAAGCUCAUCAGCCACAACACAGACAUCAUCAUCCUCUGUCACUGUCACAACAGGUCAAAAUACAGGAUCAUCAAGCCAAACAACACACACAUCAAGAUCUUCUAUAACAACAGUAAAUUCAACAGGCACCUCAUCCUCAACAUCUCAGAUAGCUACAUCCUCUAUAACAACAGGACAAACAGCAGGAUCUUCUUUAACAACAGGCAAAGCCACAGGAUCUUCUUUCACGACAAGACAAACAGCAGGAUCCUCUUUUUCAACAGUAAAUACUACAGGCACCUUAUCCUCAAAAUCACAGACAACUACAGCUUUUGUAACAACAGGGCAAUCCACAGGGUCUUCCAUCACAACAGGACAAACUACAGGAUCUUCAGUCACAACCGCACAAACCAUAGGAUCUUCAGUCACAUCUAAUCCUACAGUCACACUAUCUACAACAGCACAGACAACUGCACCCCCUGUCACAACAAUACAAACCUCAGGCUCCUCAGCCACAGCAACACAGACAUCUCCAUCCUCAGUUACAAUAGGACAAACCAUAGGAUCAUCAGUCCAAACAGCACAAACAACAGGAUCUUCAGUCACAACAUCAAAACCUACAGGAACUUCAUCUACAAUAUCACAGACAACUACACCUGUCACAUCAUCACCAACAUCAGGAUCUUCAGUCAUAACAGGGCAACCCUCAAGCUCAUCUGCCACAACACAGACAUCACCAUCAGGAUCUUCUAUAACAACAGUAACAACAGGAUCUUCUUUAGCAACAGGACAAGCAACAGGAUCUUCUUUCACAACAGGACAAACAGCAAGAUCUUCUUUAGCAACAGUAAAUACUACAGGCACCUCAUCCUCAAAAUCACAGACAACUACAGCUUUUGUAAAAACAGGACAAUCCACAGGGUCUUCCAUCACAACAGGACAAACAACAGGAUCUUCUAACAUAAUGGGACAAACAGCAGGAUCUUCAUUAACAACAGUUAACUCUAAAGGCACCUCAUUCUCAACACCACAGACAACUACACCUUUUGUAACAACAAGACAAUCCACAGGGUCUUCCAUCACAACAGGACAAACAACAGGAUUUUCCAUCACAACAGGACAAACUAUAGGAUCUUUAGUCACAACUGCACAAACCAUAGGAUCUUUAUUCACUUCUAAUCCUACAGCCACACUAUCUACAACAGUACAGACAACUGCACCCUCUGUCACAACAGCACAAACCUCAGGCUCUUCAGCCACAGCAACACAGACAUCUCCAUCCUCAGUUACAAUAGCACAAACAACAGGAUCAUCAGUCCAAACAGCUCAAACAACAGGGUCUCCAGUUACAACAUCAAAACUUUCAUCUACAAUAUCACAGAUAACUACACCUGUCACAACAUCACCAACAUCAGGAUCUUCAGUCAUUACAGGGCGAUCCUCAAGCUCAUCAGCCACAACACAGACAUCAUCAUCCUCUGUCACUGUCACAACAGGUCAAAAUACAGGAUCAUCAAGCCAAACAACACACACAUCAGGAUCUUCUAUAACAACAGUAAAUUCUACAGGCACCUCAUCCUCAACAUCUCAGAAAGCUACAUCUUCUUUAAGAACAGGACAAACAGCUGGAUCUUCUUUCUCAACAGUAAAUACUACAGGCACCUUAUCCUCAAAAUCACAGACAACUACAGCUUUUGUAACAACAGGGCAAUCCACAGGGUCUUCCAUCACAACAGGACAAACAACAGGAUCUUCCAUCACAACAGGACAAACUACUGGAUCUUCAGUCACAACCGCACAAACCAUAGGAUCUUCAAUCACAUCUUAUCCUACAGUCACACUAUCUACUACAGCACUGACAACUGCACCCUCUGUCACAAGAACACAAACCUCAGGCUCUUCAGCCACAGCAACACAGACAUCUCCAUCCUCAGCUACAAUAGGACAAACCAAAGGAUCAUCAGUCCAAACAGCACAAACAACAGGAUCUUCAGUCACAACAUCAAUACCUACAGGAACUUCAUCUACAAUAUCACAGACAACUACAUCUGUCACAACAUCACCAACAUCAGGAUCUUCAGUCAUAACAGGGCAACCCUCAAGCUCAUCUGCCACAACACAGACAUCGCCAUCCUCUGUCACUGUCACAACAGGUCAAAAUACAGGAUCAUCAAGCCAAACAACACACAUAUCAGGAUCUUCUAUAUCAACAGUAUUUUCUACAGGCACCUCAUCCUCAACAUCGCAGAGAGCUACACCUUCUGUAACAACAGGACAAACAGCAGGAUCUUCUUUAACAACAGGCAAAGCCACAGGAUCUUCUGUCAAAACAGGACCAACGGCAGGAUCUUCUUUAACAACAGGACAAGCAACAGGAUCUUCUUUCACGACAAGACAAACAGCAGGAUCUUCUUUUUCAACAGUAAAUACUACAGGCACCUCAUCCUCAAAAUCACAGACAACUACAGCUUUUGUAAUAACAGGACAAUCCACAGGGUCUUCCAUCACAACAGGACAAACUGCCGGAUCUUCAGUCACAACCGCACAAACCAUAGGAUCUUCAGUCACAUCUUAUCCUACAGUCACACUAUCUACAACAGCACAGACAACUGCACACUCUGUCACAACAGUACAAACCUCACAGUCAUUUCCAUCCUCAGUUACAAUAGGACAAACCAUAGGAUCAUCAGUCCAAACAGCACAAAUAACAGGAUCUUCAGUCUCAACAUCAAAACCUACAGGAACUUCAUCUACAAUAUCACAGACAACUACACCUGUCAAAACAUCACCAACAUCAGGAUCUUCAAUCAUAACAGGGCAACCCUCAAGCUCAUCUUCCACAACACAGACAUCACCAUCCUCUGUCACUGUCACAACAGGUCAAAAUACAGGAUCAUCAAGCCAAACAACACACACAUCAGGAUCUUCUAUAUCAACAGUAAAUUCAACAGGCACCUCAUCCUCAACAUCGCAGAUAUCUACACCUUCUGUAGCAACCGGACAAACGGCAGGAUCUUCUUUAACAACAGGACAAGCAACAGGAUCUUCUGUCAUAACAGGACAAACAGCAGGAUCUUCUUUUACGACAGUAAACACUACAGGCACCUCAUCCUCAAAAUCACAGGCAGCUUCACUUUUUGUAACAACAGGACAAACCAAAGGGUCCUCAGGUACAACAGGACAAACAACAGGAUCUUCUAACAUAACAGGACAAACAGCAGGAUCUUCAUUAACAACAGUUAACUCUAAAGGCACCUUAUUCUCAACACCACAGACAACUACACUUUUUGUAACAACAGGACAAUCCACUGGGUCUUCCAUCACAACAGGACAAACAACAGGAUUUUCCAUCACAACAGGACAAACUACCAGAUCUUCAGUCACAACUGCACAAACCAAAGGAUCUUCAGUCACAUCUAAUCCUACAGUCACACUAUCUACAAAAGCACAAACAACUACACCCUCUGUCACAACAGUACAAACCUCAGGCUCUUCAGCCACAGCAACACAGAUAUCUCCAUCUUCAGUUACAAUAGGACAAACCACAGGAUCUUCAGUCCAAACGCCACAAUCAACAGGACCUUCAGUCACAGCAGCAAGGCUUUCAAACAAUUCAUCAACAAGAGCACAGAACACUACUCCAUCUGUCACAACAGUCCAAUACAAUCCACUGGAUCCUCCUGACUGUAAGCAACGUGUCUCCAUGGGUUGUUCUCAACCAAGUAUUCUCAUACACUGUCCAUAUUCAUGUGGGUCAUCCAGUGUUACUACUUCCAUACCAACAACUAUUUCUGCAACGAUGACAGCUCUCACAACUAUCAACAGAUCUACACAAUCACUAGGUACAAGAUUAUCCAGUUCAUCAAUAACAACCCCUUCCAUUGUUUCACUGCCAACAACCACCUCAACACUAAAACCAAAGGCACAUAGCAAAUCAACAGCAGCUCCAACAACUGUCAACAUCAUAUCAACAUCCACUGCUAUGAAGAAGACAACCAAACAUGUUCUUCCAACAGGAGCUGCUUCUUUUUAUGAUCCAAGGGAUCCUGUUGACUGCAGGCGAACACUUCUCACUUAUUCCUGCAGUAUUCCUUUACUGCAAACACACUGCAAAUAUUCCUGUGCAUCACAAAAGAAGCCAAAUGGAUAAUUUUACAGAGAG